GACCAACUGUACUGGAAGUAAUAGCAUAAUGUUCAGAAAUAUCACCAGAAUAACAUCAAGAAGGUUAACUACCUCUACUAUAUUGCGCAACGAAACUAAGGUCGUCUCUACAUGUCCUGCAGGAACAGUAUUAAACUUGAAACUCAGAAAUAAAGGUGACGAACCAGUGGCAUUAGAAGACUCAGAAUACCCGGAAUGGUUAUGGACUAUGCUUGACCCAAAGACUAACCGCGAUCAAUUGAAAUCUACUGACUUUAUGAGAUGGAGAAGAAUAAAUUUAAAAAAGGAAAAUAUCAAAACUAUAAAGAAUAACAACUUCUUAUCUACCAUGUAAUAUAGUCCUACUAGCUUGUAUAUACUGACGAAUAAUAUAAAUUGGAAUAGCUCAUC
Molecule: messenger RNA, 390 nt
Organism: Spathaspora passalidarum NRRL Y-27907
Lineage: Eukaryota; Fungi; Ascomycota; Pichiomycetes; Serinales; Debaryomycetaceae
Gene: MRPL37
Product: mitochondrial 54S ribosomal protein mL54
Exons: 1
Coding region: 29-334 (101 amino acids)
Cellular component (GO): mitochondrial large ribosomal subunit
Molecular function (GO): structural constituent of ribosome
Source: RefSeq, a predicted model, not a curated record